AUGGUUGCAGGAAGAGAUGUGUGUAUUUUUUACUCAAAAACAAAUGGAUGCAGAUAUGGACUUGAGUGCACAAAGGCACAUCGGAUUCCUGCAAGAAGCAAGGUCGUUGUUGUAAAGAACAUGUAUUUGUAUCCUAAGAAUGAUCCAGAUUCUAAGUUGGACAACGAGGCGGUGCAGAUACAUCUUGAUCUUUUCUACGAAGAUUGGUUUUCUGAGGUGUCCAUGAAGUACGGGGCCGUUAGAAUGCUUGCAAUUGCUUCCAAUAGCUCUCUUCAGCUCUUAGGAAACAUUUACAUUGAGUUUGAGGACGAAAAGGCAUCUCUGAGGUGCAUAGAAGAUAUUGGAAAGAGAUACUACAGUGGAAAGAGGAUAGUUGUAGAGCUUGGGAACUGUUAUAGAAUAAGUGAUGGAGUAUGCACCGAUUAUGAGAAAGGCUUAUGCGGAAAAGGAGAACGGUGUGGAUUCAUACAUGUUGCAAAAGUGACUGAGAGCCUUAUGGAAGAGCUGUUUGCCUCGCAAGAGUUACUGUAUACGCAAAUGGACUCCAUGGGAAAAUGUAAGACGUCCGAUGGAGGAAAGGUUACGGGACAAGGAAAGCGGGCAGAAAGAUCUGUGGAAGAUGGAAACAAUAGUGGAGAUUAUCGUAUGAGUAGAAGAAGGCUAGGAGGUCAGGGGGACUGUAUCAAAAGAGUAAGGGAAGCGUCUAAUGGAAGCUUUGGGAGAUACGGGUGGAGUGAUAAGGACUCUAGAAGUAGAAUGUAUUACUACAGAAGAAAUUAA
Molecule: messenger RNA, 780 nt
Organism: Encephalitozoon romaleae SJ-2008
Lineage: Eukaryota; Fungi; Microsporidia; Unikaryonidae
Product: U2 small nuclear RNA auxillary factor
Exons: 1
Coding region: 1-780 (259 amino acids)
Biological process (GO): mRNA splicing, via spliceosome
Cellular component (GO): U2AF complex; spliceosomal complex
Molecular function (GO): metal ion binding; pre-mRNA 3'-splice site binding
Source: RefSeq, a predicted model, not a curated record